AUGACUGCCGCCGCUGGACGCGUCGCCUUUGUGACCGGCGCCGCUGGUGGCAUCGGUAAAGCCACAGCUCACAAGCUUGCAAGCCGCGGUAUCUCUGUGGUGGUGGUUGACAUGAACGAACGAGACGGGACUCGGGUCGCCAGUGACCUGACAAAGAGGUGGCAUGUCCGCAGUAGAUUCCUCAAAGUGGACAUCACCCAGGAACAAGCGGUCAAGGACGCGAUUGCUGCAGCGACGGAAUGGACUGGAAGGUUGGACUACGCUGCCAACUGCGCCGGGAUCUGUGAAUCAAUCUGGGCCGAAGAAGAAAGUAUAACCACCGAGCUGUUUGAGAAGACGCACGCCAUCAAUACUCUCGGUCUGUGGCUUUGUCAGAAGCAUCAAGCGCUGCAAAUGAGGAAGCAAGAGCCAUUGCCCAUAUCCCUCAACCCCCCUUCUCCACACGCAAUCCCAGGUCAACGAGGAGCCAUUGCCAACGUGGUCUCGAUCUCAGGACUUCAAGCUGCGGGUCUGGCUGCGUACACUGCGAGUAAAUAUGCAGCAAUUGGCGUGACCAAAAAUGGAGCCAAGUUCUACGGACCAGACGGUGUCCGAGUGAACGCGCUGUGUCCUGGGUGGACUUUGACUACAAUGAUAGAGCAUAGCAUGGGCAAGGAAGGUACCAUCGGCACAAAGGAGAAUCAAGAGUCACCAGUGAGCAAACAGAUCGCCUUGAGAAGGAUGGCGUUCCCCGAAGAGCAGGCAAGCGUGCUGAGCUUCCUGCUGAGCGAUGAAAGCAGCUACAUGAACGGGUCCAUAGUUGUCAAUGACGGUGGCUUCCACGACAUCCGAUAG
Capronia epimyces CBS 606.96 is the source of this 834-nucleotide messenger RNA. RefSeq lists its product as uncharacterized. NCBI's taxonomy places the organism in Eukaryota, Fungi, Ascomycota, Eurotiomycetes, Chaetothyriales, Herpotrichiellaceae. The transcript has 2 exons. The coding region runs from base 1 to 834 and encodes 277 amino acids. The record is from RefSeq and is a predicted model, not a curated record. Gene Ontology annotation, molecular function: oxidoreductase activity.